Strongylocentrotus purpuratus (purple sea urchin) is the source of this 7899-nucleotide messenger RNA. RefSeq lists its product as uncharacterized. Gene Ontology annotation, molecular function: protein binding. The coding region runs from base 384 to 7031 and encodes 2215 amino acids. NCBI's taxonomy places the organism in Eukaryota, Metazoa, Echinodermata, Echinoidea, Camarodonta, Strongylocentrotidae. The record is from RefSeq and is a predicted model, not a curated record. The transcript has 28 exons.
UCGCAGGUUUGUAGUCGAUAUAAGCUCAAGGUUCUAGGUCAUUACAUUAAACACGUCUAAUUUCUAGCCAAAGUCGUCUACUUUUCUUGACUCUUGGCCUAAAGUACGACAUUUUCAGUUGCUGUGCAUUGCGUGGAAUAUAUUUGGAGAGUCUGCGGAGUUUUGCAAAGUUCGUCGCUGCAUGAAUGAAAAUCCGUGAUUUUUUUUUCGCGAUACGCUUAUUAUACACACAGGCACCAGUGUAUGAGUGCUGGUGAACUAGUUCGGUUGCUGAAAGUUAUAAAAAGCUUGUUACAGGUUUUCAUGUAAGCAACAAUUUGAACCACUUAUCAACAGACUUUGCUUUGGAUAUUUAGAACUUUUGAUGGAGUAAUGGAUGCAUUAUGUCUGCGUUCGGUGGAAUCUUGCAACAAUACUCUGUGAACCUCGCCAGCAAGACUGGCAGUGUCGUCGGCUGCACCGUCCCGCUAGAGGUUUCGCCCCGGGACAGUAUGGGCGACCCGCGCCCUAGCAACCGACUCCGUGGACCAGACGGUCACGUCAGAUUUUAUUCCGAAUCUGCGGUGGAGUUUUACAGGCGGAAUUCGUACAGUGAAAGAUCGUCGUGGAGUUAUGGCAGAAAGACUGACCAAGCUUCGUCUUCUGUGGAAUCAACAACAGAUACCAAGGCAGACGAUCAGGGGUCAAAGUUCAUAUCAGCAUCAUAUGCUGGGCCUGACACUAAUGGGAGCACAAGCCAACGGUACUCAAGACGUAAAGCGUUGAAGAAAAUGAGACUAAACAAUGACAGGAAGAUCAUCUCCUAUUUGAGGCAACGUUUUCGGGAGCGACCUGAACCAUGGAUGGAUAACGAGACUAUAGAUUCUGAGGGCCAGGGAGAUAAAGUUUACAAGUUUAAGCCCAAGACACCAGGUCGGGUUGAUAUCUUCACCAAAUACAAUGAAAUUGGAGGUCGUGUCAGCAAGGAGGGUCACGUCCUGGAUGGUUUAUAUCCUGGAGCCUUUUCCUUCACCCCUCUGCCGAAAGAUCACCCUCCAAGCCCUGAAUAUGAUGAAUCUGUUCUGGUAGAUGGAGCAGAGGACAAAGCUCCAGAGACAUCACAGGAGGAAGUCCACAGAACUGUUGAAACCAGGGCCAGCUCAAUCCUUGAACCAUUGACCAUCCCGGGAGCAGGAGCCAGUGGGGAACAACCUUUGUUUCAGAAGGGGAGUCCUGCAGUAACAGCUCUAAGCCAUGACAGGGCUCCUUCUGAAAGACUUGAACUUCAGUCCAUCACUGGCUUAUCAGACAGUUUGUCCUCGAUGGGAUCUAGGAACUCCUCGGGUAGGUCACGCUUGUCAAGUGGCAUGAGUCGUGACGGAAGUGUGGCAAACACUUUGGUCAGUUCCUCAAGAAGCCCAAAGCCUCCAGACUUAGCGAUCAAGCCCGAGAAAGCAGUAGGAAAAAGUAAACCCGUGUCUCCUCUCGUCAGAUCGCCAAGUCAGUUGUCACAUUUGCCUUCAAUCAGUACUAGUAGAGUAUCAUCACCACUUGCCUUGCACUCCGGCAAGGACCUGAAACUUCCUGCCCUUGGAGCGGACACCAGAUGCCAUUCAACAGUAUCACUGGAAUCUCCCAAAAGUGGACACCAAAUGCCAGUCGAGGAUGCACACUCUCGUGUAUCUCCUGUACCUACUCCUUAUCCGGACCAUGACGAUGGGCUGGACUCAAAGAAGUCUCUGGAAUACCAGCAGAUUGUUGACAGGGUUCUGAAGAGCAAGGUGGAUGUCCACUGUACCUGGGUGUCCAAUACAUUUAGACUCUAUGUGUCAUCUACCUUCACCGAUUUUGGAGCUGAGCGCACUGUCCUCAUAGCCAAGGCCUACCCCAGGCUGCGGGCGUUCUGUCGUGAAAGGGGUUUUGAGUUCCAGGUAUGUGACAUGAACUGGGGCUUGAAGGACUACUCCACAGACGAUCAUUCCUACGCUAGCGGCUGUUUGGCAGAGCUGCAGGAAUGUGAGAAGGUGUCAAAAGGGCCAUUCUUUGUGACCCUCAUGGGACAGAAGAUGGGAUUCCAAGCUCUUCCAGAUUCUUUCCCAGAAGAAGACUUCUCAUCGCUGGUAUCUGCGAUCGAGAGGGAGAAGGCUCACUAUGUAGCUACAAGAAGACCAUCUGCGUUCCCUGCACAAAGUAUUGAGGAGCAACUGAACAGUCGACCCAUCACAGUAGAGUCAAAGAAAGAUGGAACCAGUGAGGUCGAAAGGUUGCCAGCGGAAGGCCAGGAAGACCUGGAGAAGGGCCCUGUUGAGAAGGAGUUUGAGGCGGAUCUGAACGCCCUCCAGACUUGGUACAAGCUGGAUGAGAAUAAUGUUCCACCUGUCUACAUCUUACAACCAAUCAGCUCUCAGUUCAGAGAGAUCCUGAGCAAUGACAAGCAGAAGAGACUGAGAGCAAAGAACCAAUGGCUGGUGAUGUACAAGAGACUCAUCAAGACUCUCACAAAAUAUGUUCCCAUGGCCAUAAAGGAUACCAAGAGAGCAGAGACAUAUCUACAAACAGUAAAUGAAAGAGAGUUGGACCAUGCAGUGUUUUCUGCCGAGCCAGAGAAAAGCAAAAAGGUUGCCAGCUUUGUGCGGCACAUCAAGGACCUCGGGAAGAACCUUCAAGACUACAACUCCAAAGACUUCAUCGACCUGCAGAACCUGAAGCCAGAGAUUGACUUUCCCAAGUUCGAAAGAGUUGAAGACCUUCGAGAUGUGAAAGUACCACAGAGGAUUGGCUUCAGUAAUGUCCAUGAGCAUAGCAUCAUAUGGCACAAAGACGGCGUCAAUCCUACCCAUGUGCGGGUGCAUUCUCAGUACCUUGACGGACUUGCCAAUGAGUUCUUUGAUACCAUGAAAGUCAAACUAGAGAGGGCGAUGUACGAAGAUACGUCACUUACUACUGCACCAUCAUACAGUCUUUACGAGGAGGUCGCCCAGCAUGUCAACUUUUUACAAGAAAGGUCUAGACGUUUCUAUGGUAGGAAGGAGCCCCUGCAGUACAUCAAGCAGUAUCUUCUAGGAGACAGUCGGACACCCCUUGUGCUCUGUGGACUAGAUGGUAGAGGCAAGACAUCACUGAUUGCCAAAGCUUGCCAACUCACCAACUCAUGGUUAAAAGAGCAAGAAGCAGCCACAGUGGUGAGGUUUGUCGGCCUAACUGCUGAAUCAGAGAACAUCCGCUGUCUACUUCAAGGAAUAUGUCAACAGAUCAGCCACACCUAUAGCCUCGAUCUUGAUGCUGUCCCUGAGGACUUCCAUGCACUGAUCAACGACCUUGAGGGGCGUAUCACCAUAGCAACAACUCAACAUCCCCUCAUCAUCUACAUAGACGGCCCUGAUAAACUCAGUGAUGAUUACAAGGCCAGGUCCAUGGUCUGGUUACCUAGCAACCUACCAGAGAAUGUGAAGAUAGUGGUAUCAUGUACUACUCUGGAGGAGGAGAAGACAGAUAGUUUCAAAGCUUUGAAGAAACAAUGUACUGAUGCAGACUUCUACACCCUCCCCGACCUGACUCAACUGGAAGCCAAAUACAUCCUCAACUAUCUACUGGAGCAAGAGGGUCGAAGGAUCACCGAGGAGCAGCACAAGACAGUGAUGAAGGCAAUGGAGGAGGUUUCCUCACCGCUGUAUCUGAGGCUGAUCUGUGACCAGGCCGUUGGGUGGAAGAGUUUCUCAGAGAAGAGGGAGACAUACUUAGCGACGGAUCUGAGAAAGAUGAUAAGUGGUGUCCUGAUGUCGCUUGAAGCCAAACACGGUGAACCUCUGGUAAGGCGAUGCCUUGGCUACCUGACAGCUGCCAGAAGUGGGCUUUCCUGGACAGAACUCAACGACAUCCUCUCCUGCGACGAACAUGCCAUGACGGAUGUCGCCAGGAACCACUCACCGGCCCUGAGACGCAUGCCGCCCGCCCUCUGGUGUCGACUCAAGACUGACUUGAGGAAGCUGUUCAGGGUGUGGAAGGUUGAUGGGGUGUGGGUGUGGAGAUGGGCGGAUCAGCAGUUCAGAGAAGCAGCAACAGAGAGGUAUCUAAAUCAAAAGGACAAAGCCCCUUCCUACCACAGCGCUCUCGCUGAAUACUUCAUGGGCAGGUGGGGCGAGCGGAAGAAGCCGUUCCCUGGCAACGAGGGCGGAGCUGACCGGUUCGUUAACCCUCAGCCUCUUCUGAUGACCAGACUUAAGCCUUCAGAUCGUCCGUAUAAAAGGGGUGUUGCAACAAAGGAGUACAACAUGCGAAAGCUGAAUGAGCUCCCCUACCACCUCCUCCAUGCAAGCCAACUUGACAAGCUGAAGGCAGAGGCUCUCAUCAACUAUGAGUGGACCCUUGCCAAGCUGAGGGCGGUUUCUCUGCGUGCCAUCCAGGACGACCUCCAGAGCGCCCUUACUGUUCACCCUGAUGACCUCGAGGUCAGACUGAUGAGCAGCACCCUCCAUCUCUCAACAAGUGCAUUACUGAAGGAUCCGAACCAGCUUGCCUCCCAACUGGUCGGGCGCCUCUACAACAUCAUCAGCAACGACAAACCCAUGUCAAUUGGCGACCCUAAGAAGUACUCCACCGUCGCUUCAAUGCUCAACCAAGCCCAGCGGUCCUCCGUCCCCGCCCUCAUCCCCUCAGUGUCAUGCCUCGCCCAGCCAGGGGGCGUGCUCUACGACCUCCUGGCAGGUCACACAGAGGUCAUCACCGCUGUGACGGUGUCGAGGUUGACGAUGGGCGUGGCUGCGACGGCUUCGAGGGAUGGUUCGGUAAAGCUGUGGGAUUUGAAGAACAGGAAGGUCAUGAAGACUGUUGAAGGAGUAGGGAAAGAGAUUUCAUCAAUAAGGCUAUGUAAGAAUGACUCCAUAGCCGUCACUGUGGAAUCAAGCCGCAUCAAGUUCAACUCCUUCAGCAACGGCAUUUGCCUCUUGGAGAUCACCCAGUACAUCGACCCUCCUGUCAUCACAACGGCCAGCGAAAACGAUAACCUCGUGGUGGCGCUAUUCACAGGGUCAAAUGUCAUGCGUACCUGGGACGUGUCGGGGGAGAACGUCCAGGUUCUGGUAGAGGUCGAUAUCGGAGGUCAAGGUAUUCACCAGGACGAGUCCCUAAGCGUAUCCUUUAGCCCCUUUGGUGAGAGAGUCCUGUAUGCAUACAGGAGCAGUAAUACAGCGUUUGUGGUGAAUGCCAAAACAGGGAACAAGAUCCACAACCUAACGCCCCCUAAGCAAUCAGCCUCCAUCACUGCUCUGGGUGUAUCAAAGGAUUACUACGUGGUGGCGUGUCGGUACAUGUUCCAGAAGGUCUCUGAGAUCCAUCAGCUGGAGCUCUUUGAUAUCAAGAGCGGAGCCUACCUCAGGGCAAUACAAGGCUGCACAACGGAUAUCGUGAAUGAGCUGUAUGUCAACCGGCUGGGGUCCCACGCUCUCACUGUGUGCCCUAACCCACAUACAAACACAACGACGCUCGCCGUAUGGAAUCUAGAAACGGAAGAUCACAAGCAUCUUGCCAAGCAUGCACAGAUGUCCAAAUUUGGUGCCUGCAUGGACCUGCUGUACUUCCUGACCGCGUCACAGACGAGCAAGUCCCUGCGCAUCUGGAACAUCAGCCGGAAGGUCAACGAGCGGGACAACGACGCCGCCAAGUCCAAGAAGACCCUCGGAGUGACCGGUCUGGUGCCCAUGAUCAACAACCCGCGCUACGUCGUGGCCAAGUCGGUCAAGAACGGCCCCCUGAGCGUGUGGAACGUGGUGAAGGGGAAGUGCGCCGGGAAUGCAGUGAGGAUUGAGAGGGGGCUCGUGGACUCGCAUGAUGUGGUCCUGAUCAGGAAUCAUCAGGUUGUUAUUCUGUCGGAUCUGGGCAUGUCCAGCGUGAGCGAGAAACCGUCUCAGGUGUUUCAGACUGUUUUCAUGUAUGAUCUUGGGACUAAGAAGUACAUCAGGAAACUGACUGGGGUCUUCAUAGUGCCCUCUCCAGCCCACGAAUACAGACUACUUGAUGGGGAAUUGCUUCUAGGGCUUUCAGAGACGAGGGAUCACUUCAUCGCAUGGAACCUUGAGUCAGGUCACAUCAAGUUUAGGAUCAAGACGGGAUUCAAGACGGAUCGACUCCAGGUGAAGAAGGAGGUGGAGGAACUUCGUUCCAGACUCAAGAGACAGAACACUGCCGAUAUGAUGCCAUGGGAACGGAGAUCAGAGAGUCAGGAGGAGAGACAGAAGAGGAAAGAGAUGGAGUUGGAGAAGGAGAGGAAGAGAUUGGAAGAUCUAAGAAAGGAAAAGGAGAAUGCCAUUCAGCAUUACUUAAUGAGUCAGGAUGAGAAGGUCCUGGUGUGUUCCUACUUUGGCCACCACCUCUGUGUCUUCAACGUAGAAACACAACAGCACAUGCAGACUGUUGAGAACGAGAGCUCCAUGCUCCAGCUCUACGUUGCUGCUCUCUCGCCGGAAGGAAAGUAUCUCGCCCAUGUGAACUAUGACGACAAUGACAAGGUCAGCUACGUUACGGUGUGGAACCUCCACAAAGGCGAGGUCCGGAAGCGUCUGAAGCGAGAGUCAAACGUCUGCUGCAUCGGGAUGAAUGACGACGCCUCGCGGGUGCUGUUCGGGAAUGAACGCCACCAACUGAAGGUAUGGGACAUCCAGAGAGGCAGGAGCACCUUGCGCAGGCUGCGGACAUCGACGCAAGCACUAGAGUUCACCACUAGCACCAAGAUCUUCAUGAUAGAUAAUGGCUCGCGUGCUGUCAUCGUGGCCAGUGACAUCACGCUGUGGGAUCUUGAUCACGCAACGCAACUAGCCAUGUUCACCCCUGACCUACGGAUCUCCUGUGUCGAGGUGGUCAUGUCUGGACAGAUGAUUCUUCUAGGUCUCCAGGACUCUUCGGACGUUGUGACCCUGAGGCUAAAGGGUCGGGACAUCAAGCCACCAGACUUUCUGACUGGUGAAGCAGGAGGGAAGGAACUGUUUGGAGAAACUACGGGGGAUACCUCGCCAGAAGAAGAGGAAGAAGAGGAGGAGGAAGAGGAGGAGGAUAAUUAGGUCAUCAUGUCACAUGACCUUCAGUACUUGUGUGGAUUUUUCCUUACUUUGGGAAAUUCAUUCAUUUACUCUUAUCCUUAUAGCCAAGCCAAACGAACACAAAGAUGAAAAUCGUGAGGGUUCUGAUUUUGAUGCUUAUCACACCCCUUAAAAUUAUCCAGAUUUUUAUCCAUUUUGUUGGAAUAAAGAUCAAAGAUCCUUUUCGUAACCUUUCACUGUAAGGGGCCUUUAACUCACAAGCAUAGCUUUUACCAUUGGUCCCUCAAUAUUUCACUCUUCUUUUUAGUUCAGACUUUUGAUUUAAUGCGUUUGAACAAAUUUAUAUGAGGCAUACUUUCUCUCUUUUGUCUCUGUUAUGUAAAUCCCUAUUUAUUUAUACUUUCUACUUUGUGAAAUCAUGGCAAAUUUUGAAAUUAGUUGAAAUAUGAAUUAAUAAACAUUCCAAUACAUUUAGUAAUAGAAUUCAGACUAACAAAUGGUCUGAGUGCCAUACAUAUUAUUAUGUACAAAAUUUGUAUGUGUAGAAUCUGUGCCAUAAAGCCUCAUCGGUACAGUAAAGGUCAGUACCUAUGUCACUUGACACCAGUUCUUUAGCUGAUAGAUUCUCUGAGUUAUAUUCCAAGAAUAUAUGAUUACUAUUUCCAACAAAAACCAUAUUACUAUUUAUAUUUUAUUUGUUAUGUUUGUCUACAUGCAUCUUAACAGGCCGGUCAUCAACUUCAAUUGGUUACUUAUUUUGCUUUGGAAGCCAUUUCUCAAUUUAAAACAAAUUUAUCCAGUAUAUAGAAUUUAGUCAUAUAGAAUUUUCGUUUUAUCUUUGUCUACGUAGUUUGUUUGUCAUGGUCAUGUUUUACCCUUAUAAUAUUUG